Messenger RNA from Cricetulus griseus (Chinese hamster), 11681 nucleotides. The record is from RefSeq and is a predicted model, not a curated record. Lineage: Eukaryota; Metazoa; Chordata; Mammalia; Rodentia; Cricetidae.
UCGGCAUCGAAAGAGGUCCGGCUCGGGGCUGCGGCGCUGUCAGACUUGUUAAGAUGAAACGCUAUAGAAGGGCCUUCAGAAGAGGAAAGAUAAACAGCAUUGAAGUUUGAAAAAAUACCUUGUGCUUUUAGAUGUUCUGGAAAAACAUCAGUAAUGGAUCAAAGGAAGAAUGACAGCAUUGUCCCCAGUAUCACUCAAUUAGAAGAUUUUCUUACAGAACACAAUUCCAAUGUUGUUUGGCUUCUUGUUGCUACCAUUUUGUCUUGUGGAUGGAUUAUUUAUCUCACAUACUAUAAUUCUCGGAAUGUUGGUCUCAUUUUAACACUGGUCCUGAACAGAUUAUAUAAGCAUGGCUAUAUCCAUAUUGGUUCCUUCUCUUUCUCUGUUCUUUCUGGCAAAGUCAUGGUUCGUGAAAUAUAUUACAUCACAGAAGACAUGUCUAUUAGGAUUCAAGAUGGAUUUAUUAUUUUUCGGUGGUGGAAAAUGUAUAACCCAAAGCAGAAACAACAUGAUCCAAAGGCAGAAACCAGGUUAUAUAUCACAGUUAAUGACUUUGAAUUUCAUGUCUACAAUCGUUCGGAUCUUUAUGGUCGCCUUCAAGAGUUGUUUGGUUUGGAACCAACUAUAAUUCCAGCCAAGAAAGAUGAUGAUAAAACACGGGAAAAUGGAAGAACAAGAACUCAAUCCAAAAUUGAAAGAGUUAAAGUAAAAACAGAAUCUCAAGACCCCACAUCUUCAUGGCGAUCACUUAUCCCAGUAAUUAAGGUCAAUGUGAGCACAGGACGUUUGGCCUUUGGGAAUCAUUACCAACCUCAGACUCUGUGCAUCAACUUUGAUGAUGCUUUCUUAACUUAUACUACAAAACCACCUUCAAGUCAUCUUGACCAAUUCAUGCACAUUGUGAAAGGAAAGCUUGAAAAUGUUCGCGUCAUGCUUGUUCCUAGUCCAAGAUAUGUUGGUCUACAAAAUGAUGAACCACCAAGACUAAUGGGAGAAGGUUUUGUGGUGAUGCAGUCAAAUGAUGUUGACAUCUACUAUUACAUGGAUGAGCCAGGACUUGUUCCAGAAGAAACAGAAGAGAGUAUAGAAGGAGAAAUAAGCAGUGAAGAUUGCAAAUUACAAGACUUACCUCCAUGCUGGGGACUAGAUAUCGUUUGUGGUAAAGGAACAGAUUUUAAUUAUGGACCCUGGGCUGACAGGCAGAGAGAUUGUUUAUGGAAGUUUUUCUUUCCACCUGAUUAUCAAGUUCUGAAAGUUUCUGAGAUUGCACAGCCUGGAAGACCAAGACAGAUCCUUGCAUUUGAACUACGGAUGAAUAUUAUUGCAGAUGCUACCAUUGACUUGCUGUUUACUAAAAACAGGGAAACAAAUGCUGUACAUGUAAAUGUAGGGGCUGGCUCAUAUUUAGAAAUUAAUAUUCCAAUGACAGUUGAAGAAAAUGGUUACACCCCUGCAAUUAAAGGACAACUAUUACAUGUUGAUGCUACUACCAGCAUGCAAUAUCGGACCCUUUUAGAAGCAGAAAUGUUAGCAUUUCACAUCAAUGCCAGCUACCCCAGAAUUUGGAACAUGCCACAGACAUGGCAAUGUGAAUUAGAGGUUUAUAAAGCCACCUACCACUUCAUCUUUGCACAGAAGAACUUCUUUACAGAUUUGAUUCAAGACUGGUCUAGUGAUAAUGCUCCAGAUAUUUUUUCAUUUGUUCCAUACACAUGGAAUUUUAAAAUCAUGUUUCAUCAAUUCGAAAUGAUUUGGGCUGCUAAUCAACAUAACUGGAUUGACUGUUCCACUAAACAACAGGAAAAUGUAUAUCUGGCAGCCUGUGGGGAAACAUUGAACAUUGACUUUUCUUUGCCUUUUACGGACUUUGUUCCAGCUACAUGCAAUACCAGAUUUUCCUUAAGAGGAGAAGAUGUUGAUCUUCAUUUAUUUCUACCAGAUUGCCACCCUAGUAAAUAUUCAUUAUUUAUGCUGGUAAAGAACUGUCACCCAAAUAAAAUGGCUCCUGAAACUGGUAUUCCUGCUGAGUGUCAGAGUGGCCAGAAAACAGUUAAACCAAAAUGGCGCAACAUUACUCAGGAAAAGGCUGGUUGGGUUGAAUGCUGGACUGUCCCAAGUGUCAUGCUUACCAUCAAUUAUACGUGGCAUCCAAUUUAUCCUCAAAAAGCAGAUGAACAGCUAAAACAGUCAUUGUCAGAAAUGGAAGAAACAAUGCUAUCUGUAUUAAGGCCGGCCCAGAAAACAUCAGAGAGAGUUGUUUCUUCUCCAUCUACUUCACCACGCCCUCCUGUUGAUCCCUCAGAACUUCCACCUGAUAAACUUCAUGUAGAAAUGGAGCUGUCCCCAGAUUCUCAGAUAACUCUCUAUGGACCUCUGCUGAACGCCUUUUUGUGUAUAAAGGAGAACUAUUUUGGAGAAGAUGACAUGUACAUGGAUUUUGAAGAGGUUAUUUCAAGCCCUGUUUUGUCACUGUCAACAUCCUCCAGUUCUGGGUGGACUGCUGUUGGAAUGGACAAUGACAAAAAAGAAAAUGAAAGUUCAGCCAAGUCGAUUCAUCCACUUGCCUUACGUCCCUGGGAUAUUACAGUACUUGUUAAUUUGUAUAAAGUUCAUGGGCGUCUUCCCGUGCAUGGAAGUACUGAUGGUCCUGAGUGCCCAACAGCAUUCUUGGAACGACUGUGUUUUGAAAUGAAAAAAGGAUUCAGGGAGACUAUGCUGCAACUUGUCCUAUCACCCCUGAAUGUAUUUAUCAGUGAUAACUAUCAGCAGCGACCACCUGUGGAUGAAGUACUCAGGGAAGGGCACAUCAAUUUGUCAGGUCUCCAGCUGAGAGCACAUGCUAUGUUCUCAGCAGAAGGUCUUCCCUUAGGAAGUGACUCUUUAGAAUAUGCAUGGCUGAUUGAUGUGCAGACUGGAAACCUUACUGCUAAAGUCACAGCACCACAGCUGGCAUGUCUCUUAGAAUGGGGGCAAACAUUUGUUUUUCAUGUGGUAUGUCGUGAAUAUGAACUGGAAAGACCAAAGUCAGUAAUAAUAUGCCAGCAUGGAAUUGAUCGUCGGUUCUGUGAAUCCAAGUUGAGUUGUAUUCCUGGGCCUUGUCCAACAUCAGAUGACUUAAAAUAUACCAUGACUCGUUUAGCAGUAGAUGGAGCUGAUAUUUAUAUUGUGGAACAUGGUUGUGCUACAAAUAUAAAGAUGGGUGCAGUUCGGGUUGCAAACUGUAACCUCCACAAUCAGUCAGUUGGGGAAGGAAUAAGUGCUGCAAUUCAGGACUUUCAAGUGAGACAGUAUAUUGAACAAUUAAAUAACUGCAGAAUUGGACUUCAGCCAGCAGUGCUACGGAGAGCCUACUGGCUGGAAGCUGGGUCAGCCAACUUAGGUCUUAUAACAGUUGAUAUUGCAUUAGCUGCUGAUCAUCAUUCUAAACACGAGGCACAAAGACAUUUCUUGGAAACUCACGAUGCCAGAACUAAAAGGUUGUGGUUUUUGUGGCCAGAAGAUACCUUGAAAAACAAGAGGUGUAGAAACAAGUGUGGCUGUCUUGGUGGUUGCAGAUUUUUUGGUGGCACAGUAACUGGCUUAGAUUUCUUCAAACUUGAAGAGCUGACACCUUCCAGUAGCUCUGCAUUUUCAAGCACAAGUGCAGAAUCUGAUAUGUAUUAUGGCCAGUCUUUGCUACAGCCUGGAGAGUGGAUCAUUACUAAAGAAAUCCCUAAAACUGUAGAUGGUAAUAUGAAUGGUAUGAAGAGGAAAGAAUGGGAAAACAAAUCAGUGGGAAUAGAAGUAGAGAGAAAAACUCAGCACCUUAGUCUUCAGGUGCCCUUGCGGUCUCACAGUUCAUCCUCUUCCUCAGAAGAGAAUAGCAGCUCCAGUGCUGCACAGCCAUUGCUGGCUGGUGAGAAGGAAAGCCCCUCUUCUGUUGCUGAUGACCACUUGGUUCAGAAAGAUUUCUUACAUGGUACCAAAAGAGAUGAUGGUCAAGCAAGUGUUCCUACAGAAAUUUCAGGAACCAGCCCUGUGUCUCCUAACACCCAAGACAAGUCAGUAGGACAGUCUCCGCUCAGAUCUCCUUUGAAGCGACAAGCCUCUGUUUGUUCCACCCGACUUGGUAGUACUAAGAGUCUCACUGCUGCUUUUUAUGGAGACAAACAGCCUGUUACUGUUGGAGUCCAGUUUAGUAGUGAUGUCUCUCGAAGUGAUGAGAAUGUACUAGACUCACCAAAACAGAGGAGAAGUUUUGGUUCAUUCCCAUACACACCAUCAGCUGACUCUAAUUCAUUCCAUCAGUAUCGGUCAAUGGAUUCUAGUAUGUCAAUGGCUGAUAGUGAAGCCUACUUUUCUGCAGCUGAAGAAUUUGAGCCGAUUAGCAGUGAUGAAGGCCCUGGAACUUAUCCUGGUAGAAAAAAGAAGAAAAAGCAGAUGCAACAGAUUGACUACAGCAGGGGUUCCAUAUAUCACAGUGUAGAAGGACCCCUUACUGUACAUGGAGAAAGCAUUACAGAUCCCCGAACUCUUCCGUUCAAAACUCAUCCUUCCCAAGCUUCCUUUGUUUCUGCAUUAGGUGGUGAAGAUGAAGUCAUAGAACAUUUAUACAUUGUGGAAGGUGAGAAAACAAGAGAGACUGAGCAGAUCACUUCUCAGCAACCUGUGAUGAGUUGCUAUCAGACUUACCUUACUCAGUUUCAGGUAAUUAACUGGUCAGUUAAACAUCCUACCAACAAAAGAACCUCCAAAUCCUCAUUGCAUCGCCCUCUUGACUUAGAUACUCCAACCAGUGAAGAAAGCUCAUCAUCAUUUGAACAACUUUCUGUACCAACAUUUAAGGUCAUCAAACAGGGACUCACUGCUAAUUCUUUGCUAGACAGAGGGAUGCAACUUUCAGGAUCAAGUUCAAACACACCAUACACUCCACUAGACAAGAAAAUAGUUGAUAAUACAGAUGAUGAAACAUUAACAGAGGAGUGGACCCUGGACCAGCCUGUUGCUCAGACCAAGACAACAGCCAUUGUUGAAGUAAAAGGAACUGUUGAUGUUGUUCUAACUCCACUGGUGGCUGAAGCCUUAGACAGAUAUAUUGAAGCUAUGGUUCACUGUGCUAGUACCCGGCACCCAGCUGCAAUUGUAGAUGAUCUUCACACUAAAGUCCUUAGAGAAGCUGUCCAAAAUAGCAAGACUACCUUCUCAGAAAAUUUGUCCCCCAAGCAGGAUGUUCGAGGAACAAAAACUGAGCAUUCUGUGAUAGGAACAACUAACCAGGGACAAAUUCAGACAAAUGUCACAACAAAGCAAGAUAAUGUGACAAUUAAAGGUCUUCAAGCUAAUGUGAGCAUACCAAAGGUGAACUUAUGUUUGUUACAAGCCUCAGUGGAAGAAUCUCCAGCUGCAGUUCCUAGUAGAAGUGUGACUCAUGUUUCCCUGGUGGCUUUGUGUUUUGACAGAAUUGCUACACAAGUUCGUAUGAACAGAGGUGUGGUUGAAGAGACUUCAAAUAAUGUAGACCCUAGUAAAACAUCAAAUUUUGAUAGAUAUGUUCAUGCCAGCAAGAUGCAGCCUCAGUCAUCUGGAUCACUUAGGUCAAAUGCUGGAGCAGAGAAAGGCAAAGAAAUUGCUGCCAAGUUAAAUAUCCAUCGAGUCCAUGGGCAACUUAGAGGUCUUGAUACUACAGACAUCGGGACCUGUGCCAUCACUGCCAUUCCCUUUGAGAAGUCCAAAGUUUUAUUUACUCUUGAAGAAUUGGAUGAAUUUACUUUUGUAGAUGAGACAGAUCAGCAAGCUAUCCCAGAUGUAACAAGGAUAGGUCCCAGUCAAGAGAAAUGGGGCUGGAUAAUGUUUGAAUGUGGACUUGAAAAUUUAACUAUAAAAGGAGGAAGACAGUCUGGUGCUGUUUUAUAUAACAGUUUUGGAAUUAUGGGUAAGACUAGUGUCACAGAAAGGGGUGGAGUGCUGACAUCCAAUAAUUCUUCUGAUUCUCCUACGGGUAGUGGCUACAAUACUGAUGUGUCUGAUGAUAACCUUCCAUGUGACCGAACCAGUCCUUCAUCUGACAUAAACGGAAACUCAGUCUCAGAUGAACAGGAUGAAGGAGUUGAAUCUGAUGAUUUGAAAAAAGAUCUACCUCUAAUGCCACCACCUCCAGAUUCAUGUAGCAUGAAGUUGACCAUUAAAGAAAUUUGGUUUAGUUUUGCAGCUCCUACCAAUGUGAGAUCUCCUACGCAUGCAUUUUCUAGGCAGCUGAAUCUUUUAAGCACUGCAACUCCAGCUGUUGGUGCAUGGCUGGUUCCCAUUGAUCAACUCAAGUCAUCUUUAAACAAAUUAGAGACUGAGGGAACCUUGAGAAUUUGUGCUGUUAUGGGAUGCAUAAUGACAGAAGCUUUAGAGAAUAAAAGUGUACAUUUUCCUCUCAGAAGUAAAUACAAUAGACUUACAAAAGUUGCUCGCUUUCUCCAAGAAAAUCCUUCGUGUUUACUAUGUAAUAUUCUACAUCACUACCUCCACCAAGCAAAUUACUCCAUCAUUGAUGAUGCCACAAUGAGUGAUGGGCUUCCUGCCUUGGUAACUUUAAAGAAAGGAUUAGUUGCUUUGGCAAGGCAGUGGAUGAAGUUCAUUGUGGUGACACCUGCCUUUAAAGGAGUUAGCUUACACCGACCAGCUCAGCCACUGAAACCUCCAGCUGCUAUGGACCAGGAGCAUGAAGAUGGACUUGGCCUGGAUAAUGGAGGUGGUCUUCAAAGUGAUACCAGUGCUGAUGGUGCAGAAUUUGAGUUUGAUGCAGCCACAGUCAGUGAACACACAAUGCUUCUAGAAGGAACAGCUAACCGGCCACCACCUGGAAGCUCUGGACCUGUCACUGGAGCUGAAAUAAUGAGGAAGCUUUCUAAAACUCACACCCAUAGUGACUCUGCAUUAAAAAUAAAGGGCAUUCAUCCAUAUCAUUCUCUGAGUUAUACCAGUGGAGACACUGCUACAGAUUCUCCAGUACAUGUUGGACGUGCUGGGAUGCCAGUAAAGGAGAGUCCAAGAAAGGAGAGCCUUCUUAGCUAUCUGACUGGAAGCUUCCCAAGCCUGCACAACCUUCUGGAAGGCACUCCUCAGAGAAGUAGUGCAGCUGUGAAAAGUAGCUCCUUAACAAGAACAGGAAAUACAGUAGCCACUGACAUGUUGUCUGAACAUCCUUUGUUAUCUGAGCCAUCAUCUGUGAGUUUUUAUAAUUGGAUGUCAAAUGCUGUGGGUAAUCGUGGAAGUGUGGUACAGGAAUCUCCUGUUACAAAGUCAGGACAUAACAGUCUUCCAACAGGAGUUGCACCCAAUCUUCCUACGAUACCAUCAGCCUCAGAUUUCAACACUGUCUUGUCUAGUGAUCAGAAUACUUUGGAUGGGACACAUUCUCAGCAUAGUACGAGUCAAGAUGACGUGGCAGGUGUAGAAGAAGCAAACCAAGGCUUUCCUGCUGUUCAGCUUGCUGAUGCACAGGUUGUUUUUAAACCUCUACUGAGUCAUACUGGAAUCCAGUCACAGGACACAAUGCCCCUCUGUUACCGGAUGUACUUUGGAGAACACCUUUCAUUUUCAGGAACUUUGGACUGCCUCAGAGCAGACAUUGUAGAUUCAGACACAGCUAAAGACAGGAAAGGCAAAAGAGCAAGAAGGCAAGGCCAUGUGAAUCUUCCCCCACUUGAGUUCAAGCCAGCAUUAAUGUUGGAAACCUUCAGCAUAAGUGCUGUUGUGAUGGAAAAGUCAGUGUGUACUCCUCAGAAUUCCACCAAUGCCCUUUCCUUUCAUGAUCUCAAUAAGCGCUAUUACAACACCUUCCACUGCAACUUUACUAUUUCCUGUCAGUCAAUAAGUCAACAUGUGGAUAUGGCUUUGGUUCGUCUUAUCCAUCAGUUUAGUACAAUGAUAGAUGACAUCAAAGCAACUCAGACAGACAUUAAACUUAGUAGAUACACAGCUGGAUCAGCUUCCCCUACACCUACCUUCAAAACCAGAAAACACCGGGAUUUCCGUUCAUCUGACUUCAGCCGCAGUUCUAGAGGAAGUCUUAAUGGUGGCAACAGAGUAAAUAAUGCCAAGAACAAACGGGCCAAUAAUGAGAACAACAAAAAAGAAUCCAGAAACAAAAACUCACUGGGAAGGUCUGAAAGAAGAACUUCUAAAGUAUCUAGGAAAGGUUCAAAAGAUGUGGUAGAUCACAUGACCAUUCAUAUGGAUGACUCUGAUUCAAUCACAGUGUCAGAGCAAAGUGAGCCAUCGGCUGAGUGCUGGCAGAAUAUGUAUAAAUUGCUUAACUUUUAUUCACUUAUUUCGGAUCCAACAGGAAUAUUGGAAAAGUCUUCAGAAACAUUUGGACCGGCAGGUGUUCGGAGUCCUACAGAGCCAACAUGUAGAGUUGUAUUCGAGAAUGAACAAGACAACAACAGUUUGACUAAAACACAGAGGAAACGUAGUCUGGUAACCUCUGAACCUCAGCAUGUUACUUUAAUAGUGUUUGGGAUUGGGAUGGUGAAUCGCACACACCUAGAGGCAGAUAUUGGUGGGCUGACAAUGGAAUCAGAGCUGAAGAGGAUCCAUGGCAGUUUCACUCUUAAGGAAAAAAUGAAAGAUGUUUUACAUCAAAAGAUGACUGAGACGUGUGCUACUGCUCACAUUGGUGGGGUUAAUAUUGUGCUACUUGAAGGGAUCACACCAAAUAUUCAAUUGGAGGAUUUUCCUACAUCUCCUACAAGUACAGCCAAACAAGAGUUUCUGACUGUGGUGAAAUGUAGUAUUGCUAAGUCCCAAGCCCUGUACAGUGCCCAGAGAGGGCUAAAGACAAACAAUGCUGCAGUAUUCAAAGUAGGAGCUAUCAGCAUCAACAUCCCGCAACAUCCUGCUACCUUACACAGCAUGAUGGUUCGAAGUUCUCAUCAACUAUCCAAACAAAUCUCAGACCUUAUUAGACAGCCUUCCACAGCCCCACAGCCUAUGAAAGAAGAUAUUGCAACCCCACUGCCUUCUGAAAAAACUCCAACAAGUGUUAAUCAAACUCCUAUUGAAACAAAUGAAUUUCCUCAACUGCCAGAAGGCUUAGAGAAGAAGCCUAUUGUUCUUAAAUUUAGUGCCAUGUUAGAUGGCAUAGCUAUUGGAGCAGCACUCUUACCAUCACUGAAAGCAGAGUACAAGAUGGGGAGAAUGAGAAGCCAUGGAAUGACAGGUGCACAGACAAGGUUUACAUUUGAGUUACCAAACCACAGAUUGCGUUUUACUUCAAAAGUUUCUGCAACAGAUAUGUCAACUAUCCCUCCUUCUGCAAGUCUGAACCUUCCACCUGUUACCAUGUCAGGGAAAUAUAUCAUGGAAGAACAUGAUAGUUACUCAGAUCAAGUAUGGAGUAUAGAUGAGCUACCUUCUAAACAGGGCUACUAUUUACAAGGCAAUUAUCUACGUUGUGUGGCAGAGGUUGGUUCCUUUGAACACAAUCUCACAACAGAUCUUUUAAACCACUUGGUGUUUGUACAGAAAGUGUUCAUGAAGGAAGUGAAUGAAGUAAUACAGAAGGUGUCUGGUGGGGAGCAGCCUAUUCCUCUCUGGAAUGAACAUGAUGGAACAGCAGAUGGAGAUAAGCCAAAAAUUCUUCUCUAUUCCCUGAAUUUACAGUUUAAGGGUAUUCAGGUAACAGCAACCACCCCUUCAAUGAGAGCUGUGAGAUUUGAAACUGGACUGAUUGAAUUGGAACUUUCAAACCGACUUCAAACCAAAGCUUCACCAGGAAGUAGCAGCUAUCUGAAACUAUUUGGUAAAUGCCAAGUAGACUUAAAUCUGGCAUUAGGGCAAAUUGUCAAACAUCAGGUUUAUGAGGAAGCUGGCUCUGAUUUUCAUCAAGUUGCCUAUUUUAAAACUAGAAUUGGAUUAAGGAAUGCCCUUCGUGAAGAAAUCAGUGGUUCUUCAGAUAGGGAAGCUGUGCUUAUUACUUUGAAUAGACCAAUUGUUUAUGCACAACCUGUGGCCUUUGAUAGAGCUGUGCUGUUUUGGUUGAAUUAUAAGGCUGCCUAUGACAACUGGAAUGAACAACGAAUGGCUUUACAUAAGGAUAUUCAUAUGGCUACAAAGGAAGUUGUAGACAUGCUCCCUGGUAUCCAGCAAACAUCAGCCCAGGCCUUUGGGACUCUUUUCCUCCAGCUGACUGUGAAUGAUCUGGGGAUUUGCCUCCCUAUAACAAAUACUGCACAGUCCAAUCACACUGGAGACCUUGAUACUGGCUCUGCUCUCGUUCUAACCAUUGAAAGUACUCUCAUCACUGCAUGUUCCUCGGAGUCUCUGGUUAGCAAAGGCCAUUUCAAGAACUUUUGUAUACGUUUUGCGGACGGCUUUGAGACAUCGUGGGAUGACUGGAAACCAGAAAUCCGUGGCGAUCUAGUAAUGAAUGCUUGUGUCGUUCCAGAUGGCACCUAUGAAGUUUGUUCAAGGACUACAGGACAAGCUGCAGCUGAAAGUAGUAGUGCUGGAACAUGGACUCUCAAUGUAUUGUGGAAAAUGUGUGGGAUUGAUGUCCACAUGGACCCUAACAUUGGCAAAAGGCUUAAUGCUCUGGGCAACACCCUUACAACACUGACAGGAGAGGAAGAUAUAGAUGACAUUGCUGACCUCAAUUCAGUGAACAUAGCUGACCUGUCAGAUGAAGAUGAAGUCGAUACUAUGUCUCCCACAAUCCAUACUGAAGCUAUAGAUUAUCGAAGACAAGGAGCAUCUUCUAGCCAGCCAGGAGAACCCAGAGGAAGAAAGAUUAUGAAACGUUUAGUGGACAUCAGAGAACUGAAUGAACAGGCCAAAGUAAUAGAUGAUCUUAAAAAAUUGGGUGCAAGUGAAGGAACCAUAAACCAGGAAAUUCAGCGUUACCAACAGCUGGAGUCUGUGGCUGUGAAUGAUAUCCGAAGAGAUGUUCGUAAAAAGUUACGGAGAUCCAGUAUGCGAGCUGCUUCCCUCAAGGAUAAGUGGGGUUUAGGUUACAAACCAAGUUACAACCGAUCAAAGAGCAUUUCAGCUUCUGGAAGACCGCCUCUUAAGAGAAUGGAAAGAGCAAGUUCUCGAAUAGGAGAAACUGAUGAACUCCCAGAAAUCCGUGUGGAUGCAGCAUCUCCUGGACCCAGAGUAACUUUUAACAUCCAGGAUACAUUGAAAAAUACAGUGUGGGGAAGUUCACCACAGUCCAGCUCUCCAGGGGAAGGGUACUUUCAGUUUCCAGAGGAGACAGAACUGGAUCUUUUAUCAGUAACUAUUGAAGGUCCAUCGCAUUACUCAUCAAACAGUGAAGGAUCCUGUUCAGUGUUCAGCUCUCCCAAAACCACAGGAGGCUUUUUACCAAGUGUUCCUUUCCAAUCCGAAGAUAGCCGAAGGGAUGACAGUCUGUCUUCUACCAGUGAAGACUCUGAGAAGGAUGAAAAAGAUGAAGACCGUGAGAGGGAAAGAUUCUAUAUUUACAGGAAAGCCUCACAUACCUCUAGGAAGAAAGCAACAGGCUUUGCUGCUGUUCAUCAGCUGCUUACUGAACGAUGGCCUACAACACCAGUCAACCGAAGUAUUAGUGGUCCACCUACUGAGAGAAAUAUUGACUUUGAACUUGAUAUACGGGUUGAAAUUGAUAGUGGGAAAUGUGUCCUCCACCCAACCACCCUUUUGCAGGAGCAUGAUGAUAUAAGUUUAAGAAG